Macrosiphum euphorbiae (potato aphid) is the source of this 822-nucleotide messenger RNA. Lineage: Eukaryota; Metazoa; Arthropoda; Insecta; Hemiptera; Aphididae. The record is from the annotation of a GenBank genome assembly.
AUGGCCGUAUUCCUGUUAAACGAAUGUAAAUUCAACAACUGCGGUUUGUGCUUCAAAAACCUUUACGAUCUCAUCCAGCACAUCGAAGACAAUCACAUAGAUACUGAUCCUAAACCGAUAGAGCUGAUUGAUCGCACUGAACAACAAUGCUUGCCGCUCAGUUGUGUUAUGCGGUUUUUCAGCGAGAAUGUAAACAAAACCGAAAUCGAACCAGCAGAACCUGUCAUUCAGCCCAAAACCAGUAUUUUACCACCAGCACCCAACAUAUUCCAUCGACCAUUACGAACUGGUUAUGAAUCUGAUAAAGGAGAAGCUGAAAACCUUGAUCAUAUUGGUGACAGCAGUGACUCAUGGUCUACUACAUCAGAUGCAAUCGAUGACGCUCAUAAAAAUGGUUCCAAUUCACAACAGAAAGUUAAGAUUGAGCAGCCAAUCAGACCAUUUGCUUGCCCAAUUCCAGGUUGUACUAAAAGGUAUAAAAAUGUUAAUGGAAUAAAGUAUCAUGUUAAAAAUGGGCAUACGAACGGCAAAGUUCAUAAGAAGUACAAAUGUCACUGCGGCAAAAGUUAUGUGUCUAUUCAAGGACUCAAAUCGCAUGCAAAUGGUAUGCAUGCUGGCACCAAGAUGACAUGGCUAACAAUGCACAACGGUGAAACUAUUCAGGUGCCUGCCACUCCACUUUCACCUGAUACUGUGCCCAUGCGUGCAGUCACGUUGAAACACGUGCCACGCACCACUGCAGACGCAAACCUGCCACCUAAAACAUUAGUCAUCACCAAACCUCCUCCGUCCAACAUUGAACCUCCUAUUGUUGAAUCAUAA